Drosophila eugracilis is the source of this 1902-nucleotide messenger RNA. Its product is annotated as venom allergen 5. Gene Ontology annotation, cellular component: extracellular region. Lineage: Eukaryota; Metazoa; Arthropoda; Insecta; Diptera; Drosophilidae. The record is from RefSeq and is a predicted model, not a curated record. The coding region runs from base 314 to 1474 and encodes 386 amino acids. The transcript is spliced from 4 exons.
CUUCAAGUCUAGCUGCACGUACACGAGAGUGGAGUUGGAGUCGUCGGCUUUUUUUCGUGGCGCUCUUUUUUUCGGUUUCUGGCAAACGGCGGCUAUUUUUCCACCACCACCAUUACCCACCUUAACCCAACCGCCCAACGUUCAAAAUUGUGAUAUCAAAAAGAAAAAAUUCUAACAAAAUUUCAAAUCUAAAGUGUAUGGAAUACCAAAUAUAACACUGUCAUUUAUGAAAAGGUUAUAUUUGUAAAAGAAUUAAGAAAGUGCUUAUAAUAAAUCAACGUGUUGUUUAAACCUUAAAAAUUACAUAACCAAAAUGAUGCAGCAAAGUGCUCUAUUACUAACCACCAUCAUGAUCAUCUCCUGCGGAGUGGCAUUCGCCUGCAAUGGAAAGAUUAUUGCAUCGGGCAUCACGACGGAAGAGAGAUCAAUCAUCUUGCAGGAGCACAAUCGCCUCCGGCAGCUCGUGGCCACGGGACGCUAUCCGGGUCAGCCGGGUGCCGAGAAUAUGCGUGAGAUCGUCUGGGAUGACGAGCUGGCUGCCCGUGCCCAGAAAUGGGCUGAUAACUGUCAGUUCCGUCACGAUCCACACCGCACAAUAAAUCGUUUCACGAUGGGUCAGAAUUUGGCCAUCAUCUGGAGUACGGCUCCUCUGGACGCCGAUGACGGUGAUUUCCCCUCUCGCAUUCAAAGUUGGUUUAACGAGGUUCAGAAGUACUCCUUCGGAGAUGCCUGGUCCCCCAAAACUGGUCACUAUUCCCAAUUGGUUUGGGGUGAGACCAGCUUGGUGGGCUGUGGAUUUGCAGAGUACAAGGAUACCAGCAAAUACAACAAGCUCUACGUCUGCAACUACGGACCUGGUGGCAACGUGGUCGGCUACAAUCCCUAUGAGGUUGGCAAGCCCUCUUGCUCCACCUACGGCAUGAAACCCUCAUCCCGCUACCAAGGACUCUGCGCUGCUCCCGGAUCUUCGCCAGCGGCUAACAGCGUUUAUGGAGCGAACACAAUUGAAACGUAUGAGUACGGCUAUAAGAGCAGCCCUCCCAGCCAAACCGCCAAUAACAAUCAGCCGACUAACAACAUUAACAACAACCAGCUCAGCUAUAACAAACCCAAGACCGUCCAACCCUACAAACCCAAUCCCUCCCCAUUCAACCCACAGGCAGCGGUACCAUCAACGUCGUCCAUCGGCGGCGGCAGUUCGUUCGGCAGCGCCACGAGGGGCGGCAGCCACGCCUACACAACGGAACCAUCGCAAUCGGCUGGCCGGUAUCAGCACAAAUACGAGGCGUAUCGGCCAAGUGCGGCCGAGUUCGAGAAGUCCGUACUCAAGCAUACCGUACUACGCACCUAUAUAGAGCAGAAUCAGCAGCGGCAGGAACAGCAGGUGGAACAGCAGGAUCAGCAGCAACAGCAGGAACCCUCCAGCACCAAGAAACCAAGUCGUGGAUGGAGCCUACUCACAUGGCGCGGUUGAUUUAAAAACCACAGCCGCAUCCAUUUGCCAAUCCAAAAUGCCGCUCAAUGUAUUAGGCCAUUAAUAGCUACUGUGUAGUGCCAUUAGCCAAAACCACCAGGAUCAAUCAUCAUCAUCUUAACACCUUCUGUCCAUCGCCUUGAACCCCUAAAGAAUUUUAUUUAAAUAUCCCAACAAUUGCCAUGUGAAUUAUAGUUAUUUCCCAUUUUUGAAAUUUUGGCUUGUUAAGUAACAAAAAUAAAAAAAAAAGUGUAAGAGGCGGAGGACUGUUCAUGCAAGAGACCAGUACUUGUACAGACGAAUAUUUGUAUCAAAUGUUUGCCACUCAUCCAAAAUUGUCAUCCUGUUAAACCAACCAAUCCGGCAUUCAACAUCGAUCAGCUAGUUGUAGUAUUGUGUUCAAUAAAACAAGAAAAUUGAUUUGUAAA